Molecule: messenger RNA, 216 nt
Organism: Hepatospora eriocheir
Lineage: Eukaryota; Fungi; Microsporidia; Hepatosporidae
Source: the annotation of a GenBank genome assembly
AUGAAAACCGUUAAUAUUAAUGAUGUCUCUCUUUCACUUUUUUUAUUAGAUUUUACUCGGGCUUUGCUUCCUUUUAUCUCUGGAUAUGAAGAUGAUAUUAGACCAUUACUGGACUCAGUUAAUGAAACUUUUGAAUCGUUUAAAUUUUCAGAUGGAUUACUAGAAAAUUUGUUUACUCUUAAUUUCUUUCUAAUAUUUAAAUUAUUUAAAGAUUGA